AUGCGGUACGGCAUUUUACGAGCACCAAUUUCAGAGAAAAACACUUUUGGGGAGCACGCGGGCCGCUUACCCAUCAUGCACAGGAAAUUCAUGUCUCUCGUUAACAAAGUUCCAGGUCGGCGACUGGACGAAGUGGCGAACUUUAUCAACCGGAGAAGGCAACUGGAGUUACUGCGGGAAAACGAGCGCUGGGGAGGGUUCGAGCUGCAGACGGUCGCAUGGACGCCAGAUGCGCUGAUUCCAGCACUGAGAAACAUGACUGUUCCUAUCAACGCUGUUGUCAUACCGGAAGGCUUUUUCCGCGGCGAUGGCACUGGCAUCACAGGCGAUCUCUACUACUGGCUAGCGGUUCAUUUUCUUAGUGUCCAAGGUGGCACGAUUGUCCUUGUCGGAGGAAUGAAUGGCGAGGGUAAAACCAGGGAACUUCUUAGAGACCUCUUCAACAUACACCUCGAGCCAGCUGGCUUUUUUUCGUACGACGAUGCUGAAAGUGUUCCUCAUCAGACACAUGAUAUAUACGAUACACCGCCGUACGAGGAGGACGAAGGGAUCGACGAGAGUUUGUUACCUGGUAAACUCUGUCACUUGUUACACGCAGGAUGCAAUGGUGACUGUUAA
Toxoplasma gondii ME49 is the source of this 618-nucleotide messenger RNA. RefSeq lists its product as hypothetical. Lineage: Eukaryota; Apicomplexa; Conoidasida; Eucoccidiorida; Sarcocystidae. The coding region runs from base 1 to 618 and encodes 205 amino acids. The record is from RefSeq and is a predicted model, not a curated record. The transcript is spliced from 5 exons.